UCAGAACUGCAAGAGUGGCACGAGACAGAAGCAGCAGCAACUCGGGAGGAAUCAGACACCGAAACAACUGCUUCAUCGAACAGAAAAGCAUUUCAGGUCUAAUCUUGGGAUCAAAAGAAGUCUUGAAGUCAUGAUUGCUUCACAGUUUCUCUCUGCUCUCACUUUCGUGCUUCUCCUGUUUAAAGAAAGUGGAGCCUGGUCUUACAACGCCUCCACGGAAACCCUGACUUUUGAUGAGGCCAGUGCUUAUUGCCAGCAAAGGUACACACAUCUGGUUGCAAUUCAAAACCAGGAAGAGAUUAAACACCUGAACUCCGCAUUCAGCUAUUCACCAAGUUACUACUGGAUCGGAAUCAGAAAGGUCAACGAUACAUGGACCUGGAUAGGGACCCAGAAGCCUUUGACUGAAGAGGCCGCAAACUGGGCUCCAGGUGAACCAAACAAUAAGCAAAGCAAGGAGGACUGUAUAGAGAUCUACAUCAAGAGAGAAAAGGACUCGGGCAAGUGGAACGAUGAGAGAUGCAGCAAAAAGAAGCUCGCCUUGUGCUACACAGCUGCCUGUACCCCGACAUCCUGCAGCGGCCACGGUGACUGUAUAGAGACCAUCAACAGCUACACUUGUCAGUGCCACCCCGGCUUCAAGGGACUCAAGUGUGAGCAAGUUGUGACCUGUCAGGCACAGGAAGCCCCUGAGCACGGAAGCCUGGUUUGCAACGACCCUUUGGGGAGCUUCAGCUACAAUUCUUCCUGCUCUGUCAGCUGUGGGGAGGGCUAUCUCCCAAGCAGCACGGAGGCGACCCAGUGCACUUCCUCCGGAGAAUGGAGUGUUCCUCUUCCAGCCUGCAAUGUGGCUAAGUGUGAUGCUUUGACAAAUCCUGUCAAUGGAGUUGUGAAAUGCUUCCAAAGCCACGGAAGCUUCCUGUGGAACACCACCUGUGAAUUUGAGUGUAACGAAGGAUAUAAACUCACUGGACCCCAGCACCUGCAGUGUAUCUCCUCCGGGAUUUGGGACAACAAGAAACCAACAUGUAAAGCUGUGACAUGUGAUGCCGUCAGCCAUCCUCAGAAUGGAACUGUGAGCUGUAGCCACUCCCCUGCUGGAGAGUUCACCUAUAAGUCAUCCUGCCACUUCACCUGUGCAGAAGGCUUCGUGUUGCAGGGGCCAGCCCAGGUUGAAUGCACUACCCAGGGGCAAUGGACACAGCAGGUUCCGGUUUGUGAAGCUGUGAAAUGUGAUGCUGUCCCUCAGCCCAGAAGUGGUUCAGUGAACUGUACCCAUUCCCCCACUGGAGAGUUUACCUACAAGUCCUCCUGUGCCAUCAGCUGUGAGGAAGGCUUUGAAUUACAUGGAUCAGCUCAACUUGAGUGCACAUCUCAGGGACAGUGGACACAGGAAGUCCCCUCCUGCCAAGUGGUACAGUGUUCAAGUUUGGAGGUUCCCGGAAAGAUCGACAUAAACUGCAGUGGGGAGCCUGUGUUUGGCACCAAGUGUACAUUUGUAUGUCCUGAAGGAUGGACGCUCAAAGGCUCUGCGGCUCUGACAUGUGGUGCCACAGGACACUGGUCUGGGAUGCUGCCUACCUGUGAAGCUCCUUCUGAGUCCCAAACUCCCUUGGCAGUUGGACUUUCUGCUGCUGGGAUCUCCCUCAUGACAUUAGCAUCAUUUCUCUUCUGGCUUCUGAAACGCCUUCAGAAGAAAGCAAAAAAAUUUGUUCCUGCCAGCAGCCGCCAAAGCCUUCAAUCAGAUGGAUCCUACCAAACGCUUUCCGAGUUAAUUUAAGUCCAAAGGAAUCAGGAGCACAGGUACAUUAGGGAACUAGAACGAUACCCUGAAGACGGCAGAGACAGAGAGGUCUGCUUGGGUCUCUGGCCCUUCUCACCUACUACACCCGCUGGCUGGCUUUAUAGCUGGGAUUAUGGUACCUACAAGGACUUCAACGGACUAAAAUCCAGUGGGCAAGUCCAGCCUGCCACCAAAAAGACUCAGUUUUCUCCUUUCCAGUGCUGGCUACUGGAAGGAAAGAAUAUUCGCUUCCAUGGAAGAGUGAAGAGACCAAGGCUCUGGAAUCUCAGAAUUCCUUUUCUAACUCACCCUUCACUCACUGUCAAAUCUUGUGGUGCAGCACACUAUUUUGAGGCGCUGUUUCUUUCUUUUGUCCCUCACAGUGUUUGAACUGCUGCUUAUGUAGUCGCCGUCAUUGGGAUGAAUAA
Eubalaena glacialis (North Atlantic right whale) is the source of this 2211-nucleotide messenger RNA. It is a transcript of the gene SELE, whose product is annotated as selectin E. Lineage: Eukaryota; Metazoa; Chordata; Mammalia; Artiodactyla; Balaenidae. Gene Ontology annotation, cellular component: external side of plasma membrane; membrane. The coding region runs from base 131 to 1780 and encodes 549 amino acids. Gene Ontology annotation, molecular function: sialic acid binding; oligosaccharide binding; calcium ion binding. The record is from RefSeq and is a predicted model, not a curated record. Gene Ontology annotation, biological process: leukocyte tethering or rolling; response to cytokine; heterophilic cell-cell adhesion. The transcript is spliced from 13 exons.